Menidia menidia (Atlantic silverside) is the source of this 2541-nucleotide messenger RNA. The record is from the annotation of a GenBank genome assembly. Lineage: Eukaryota; Metazoa; Chordata; Actinopteri; Atheriniformes; Atherinopsidae.
CAGGGGAUAAACCGGAUGGGGAAGGAGGCUCAGGUAGGACCUCAUGGCACGCGAAGAAAAGACUGGCACGACUAUGAAGCAAUUAGGAGAGACUCCUCUCGAUCCGGCAACGGUGAGCAGGGAAAACCAUUUCCCUUGACGGACGCCGACAAGGUGGACCAGGCCUACAGGGAGAAUGGCUUUAACAUCUACGUCAGCGACAGGAUCUCCCUGAACCGCUCUGUCCCCGAUAUCCGCCAUCCAAACUGUAAAAAGAAGCUAUAUGCAGAGAAGCUGCCCAACACCAGCAUCAUCAUCCCCUUCCACAACGAGGGCUGGUCGUCUCUGCUGAGGACCGUUCACAGCGUGCUCAACCGCUCUCCUCCCUCGCUCAUCGCCGAGGUCAUCCUGGUCGACGACUUCAGUGACAAAGAGCAUCUGAAAGUGCCCUUAGAGGAGUACAUGGUCCGGUUAGAUAAGGUUCGCAUUCUGAGGACUAAGAAGAGGGAGGGUCUGAUCAGGACGCGUUUGCUGGGAGCCACUGCUGCUAAGGGAGAAGUCAUCACUUUCCUGGACUCUCACUGUGAAGCCAAUGUCAACUGGCUGCCUCCGUUGCUGGACCGAAUUGCCCAGAACAGGAAGACUAUUGUGUGUCCCAUGAUCGAUGUCAUCGACCAUGACACCUUUGGGUACGAAACGCAGGCGGGGGACGCCAUGAGAGGGGCAUUUGACUGGGAAAUGUACUACAAGCGGAUCCCAAUCCCCUCAGAGCUGCAAAAGGAUGACCCCAGCGAACCUUUUGAGUCACCAGUGAUGGCAGGUGGACUGUUUGCUGUUGACAGGAAGUGGUUCUGGGAACUGGGAGGAUAUGACACAGGUCUGGAGAUUUGGGGAGGAGAACAGUAUGAAAUCUCAUUUAAGGUUUGGAUGUGUGGGGGUCGGAUGGAGGACACCCCCUGCUCGCGAGUGGGACACAUCUACAGGAAGUAUGUCCCUUACAAAGUUCCAGGGGGUGUCAGCUUGGCCAGGAAUUUAAAGCGCGUGGCAGAGGUGUGGAUGGACGAGUAUGCGGAGUACAUCUACCAGCGCCGGCCCGAGUACCGCCACCUCUCCGCUGGAGACAUGACUCAGCAGAAGGAGCUGCGGAGCAAUCUGAACUGUAAGAACUUCAGGUGGUACAUGAAGGAGGUGGCCUGGGAUCUGCCCAAGCACUACCCCCCCGUGGAGCCUCCCGCCGCUGCCUGGGGAGAGAUACGCAACGUGGGCAGCAGUAUGUGUAUGGAGACCAAACACUUUGUCUCUGGCAGCCCCGUCCGCCUGGAGAGCUGUGUGAAGAAUCGGGGAGACGUAAGCUGGAGUCAUGGACAGGUGUUCACAUUUGGCUGGAGAGAAGACAUCCGGGUGGGGGACCCCAUGCACACUAAAAAAGUCUGUUUCGACGCCAUUUCCCAUAACAGCCAGAUAACCCUGUAUGACUGUCACGGCAUGAGGGGCAACCAGCUGUGGCGCUAUAGAAAGGACAAAAGUCUCUAUCAUCCCGUCAGCAACAGCUGCAUCGACACUAACCCAAAAGAGCGGCGGCUUUUCAUGAACACGUGCGACCCGUCCUCCCCCAGCCAGCGGUGGCAGUUUGAGAGGACUAACGCCACCGUGCUGGAGCACUUUAACCGCGGGACCGACUGAGGCCCCGCAGAGUCCAAAGGAUCUGUGCAGCCAUCCAGCUGCAGCUAAAGGAGGUGUUCCCUGCUCAUCCUCUGAGAUGACGGCUGUUUCCUUUUGUGUGCCGAGCAGGACGGGAUUUAAUAUAUGUGCGGAAAGAGGGAGCUAAACUGUGACUAAUGGGUUUGAGUUUGGAAAGGACUUUGUUUAAGAUUCGUGUGUUAAGUCAUAGUGGUGCUGGUGCAGUGGGUCUGUCUUCCUUUCUGCAUUUGCUUCUGUGUGAUUAUAUAACGUUCGUUCUCAUUCCUUUCAUGUGUCUUUUAGCCUUAACUUUCUAUUUCCACUUUGCCUUCCAUCUCCUUUGCCUUCACCUCUCCUUCAUGCGUCUUUAUCCCUGUACCUGCAUUACUCGCCUUUGCAUGCCCUUUCCAUUCUCCCUCUGUCGAAUUCAAGUUUUUUUUGUUUUGACAGCCUCUGACAGCCUCCUGGACGGGUGGGGUGGGGGCUCAUUUGCUGAGUCAAAGUCGUCUCGACUCCCGGUUAAGCCGGGAAAAGGCACGCUGAAAACCACCCAGUGAUUUUUUUUGUUGUGUUUUCUCCUUUCAAACCCAAAUGUGCUCUUAGUUCUGACCCAUAUAUUUUAGGGUAUAGCUUCCAGAAAUAAAGCUGGCACAAGUGUACAAAGGGAGCGAAAGAGACUUCCACCUUCUGCACAAAUAUACCUAAUUUUAUUCUGAUUAUAUUUAUAGAUAAUUCAUUCUCAGAUUUCUCACUGUGCCGCAUUCAUCUCGCAUUAGUCAAAGGCGAGUGCUGUCUUAAACCGGAAUGAAUGCAAUCUGCUGACUGAUGCUAUCUGACUCCUGAUGGCUUUUAUAAUAGAGUCAGACCAGGUUUUAAAUCUAU